Aspergillus novofumigatus IBT 16806 is the source of this 1093-nucleotide messenger RNA. RefSeq names its product metallophosphoesterase family protein. Gene Ontology annotation, molecular function: endopolyphosphatase activity; phosphatase activity. NCBI's taxonomy places the organism in Eukaryota, Fungi, Ascomycota, Eurotiomycetes, Eurotiales, Aspergillaceae. The record is from RefSeq and is a predicted model, not a curated record. The transcript has a single exon. Gene Ontology annotation, biological process: polyphosphate catabolic process. The coding region runs from base 61 to 1068 and encodes 335 amino acids. Gene Ontology annotation, cellular component: cytoplasm.
CCGGCCCUGAACCAUGGGACUAGGACUACUCCAUAAUUCCGAAACCUUCGUGCUGAUAAAAUGACUCCUACAAAGGCUCCCGAUGAGAUAUUUCCAAUCACAACAUUCAUUUCGGAGCUACCGACCAGUUUCGUUCCGCAGUCCCUCCCAUCAUCUUCCGAAAAUGGCCCUGUCAGCAGACGCUUGGUCAUUGUAGGCGAUGUGCAUGGGAUGAGAAAAUCCCUCGAGGCGCUCCUAGACAAAGUUGGGUUCGACAAACGCAAAGGAGAUCAUCUAAUACUAGCUGGCGACCUGGUCAAUAAAGGGCCCGAUAGCCCUGGUGUGGUUGAUCUAGCUAUCAAGCUGGGAGCCAGCGCAGUGAGAGGCAACCACGACAAUGCAGUUCUUAAUGCGGCCGCGGAGAUCAAAACCACAAAGGCUAGUUCCAUACAACAAUCUGGAGGCUUCACGGGCAGUCCGGCCCUACCAGAAACCCCUGAAGCCGACGUGCCCGGGGAUACUGUCCAAGACCCCGAGAUACCUGACAAAGACGCAUCUACUACAACCGGCGCAAGUAUGAAACAUAGCGCAGCAACAUAUAGUACAGCAUUGGCACUUUCGACCAGCCAGCUCGACUGGCUUGCCGCUCUGCCUUUGAUAUUGCGCGUCAAGCUGCCUCCUAACUUGAGAUCCUCCUUCGGCGAUACUUUAAUUGCUGUACAUGCGGGCCUCGUUCCUGGUAUCCCGCUUGAAGCACAGGAUCCACACGCUAUCAUGCAUAUGCGGUCUCUCGUCCGCACACCUGGUGACGAGAGUGAAUUCAAACCUGUUGAAACCUUCGGGGAAGAAGGCUGGGCUAUGGAAUGGGACCGAUGGCAAGAUAAGCUAGCGUCCAAGACUACUGUGAUAUUCGGACACGAUGCAAAGCGUCGUUUGCAACUGGGAAGGUAUUCCAUCGGACUGGAUUCAGCGUGUUUAUAUGGCCAUCGGUUAAGCGCGCUUGUGAUUACGGGUUGCGAUGGAGAAAUCAAGCACCAGAUUGUUCAAGUCGAAUGUGCUGAUGAGCCUGUACUCCCAACGGAUAGUUGAAAAGUACAGCAAGCCAAUUGGACAG